AUAUUGUACGUAUAUACUCAACUACAGUUCAGUUUCAGAGGUUUUUUUAACUCGUUAAAAAUUUAUCGAAAACAUAAAUCCCUGUAAAAAAACCUCAUGUUCUAUUUCUUUUCAUUGUCAUUCCUGUUUCCUGUUACUUUCUGAAACUUUUUUUAAAUGGGUUUGUCUAGUAAUGAAGCAUCGAUGGCAUGGGACCAUGACUGUAUCUCUCGAGUCGAGAUAAUUAAAGCGUUCCUAUUAUGUCCCCUGUUAACUCAUUAAGUAAACAUUCCCGAAAACAUCUUAUCUGCGAGAGAUAGGGCGAGCCCAGGUAUAUAAGGCGCUUGAAGGAGCUAGUCCCAUGAUUUCUAACGCAGUGACAACAUUUUGGCUUAACUAUGGCUCAAUUUAAGUUUAUAUUGGCCUUGUUAAUUUUGUGUUUGGUGUGCAAAUACGAGUGUACUCCACUAACAGGUAAGUAUAAAAGAGUCGAAGGUCGCGGCAUCGGUUCCACGCUAUGGGGUUGGAUCACCUACCCCUUCACCUGGUGGAGUUCGGGCUCCACCGACAUACCGGCAGACGAGAACCACAUCACCAGCCCAUCGUUGGACAACACGAGCCCAGCGCUGGGCAACGCUAACCCAGCGCUGGACCAGGACAUAGAGAUAGCGACGCACAACGUUACAGUCUGGUGCAACGACCAGACAUGCACCACGCAGCGCUGCGACAGAGCCAGCUGCGUCAACACCACUUGCAACAUCUACGACACGGACCUCAAUGGCGAGUGCAGACACUACAACACUGUCAAACCCGAGCAUGACACUGUCAAACCUGAAUACGACUCUGUCAAACCUGAAAUUGUCAGUCCUGCUGACAAGCCCACCACUGUCAAAAGUCCUUCGACGGAACUCUCCAGCGGUGAACAUGAUGAGAGACCCUUGGAGCUAGAGGCGGUGCUGUCCUCGACUGUCACUGAAGUCAGGGACAACGAUACUAAGCAAUAGAAUACUGAUUAAAUAAUAAAUUGAUAUCUAGUAA
This is a messenger RNA of Aricia agestis (brown argus), 1017 nucleotides long. RefSeq lists its product as uncharacterized. NCBI's taxonomy places the organism in Eukaryota, Metazoa, Arthropoda, Insecta, Lepidoptera, Lycaenidae. The record is from RefSeq and is a predicted model, not a curated record. The transcript is spliced from 2 exons. The coding region runs from base 378 to 983 and encodes 201 amino acids.